GACGGGCUUAAUCUGUUAGUUACGUAUCUUCGUCCUCUGACUCCGCAUCCCCACAGUCAAGUUUCCAUAGCACAGAUUUCAUGGGACUGCAGGGAUGCUGUGAAGAGGAAGUGUUUAUUUGGCUCCACAUUCACAAAUAGCCAUUGAAGGUUGUAUUCUCGGACGAACAGAAGUAUGGUCCUGCAGACCGUGUUCCGCGCGGUGAUCACCGGGGCCCCGGGCUCGGGGAAGGGGACCAUGUCGAGUCGGAUAGUGCAGAGUUUCGGACUGAAGCAUCUCUCCAGUGGAGACAUGCUGCGGGCCAUUAUCGAGGCGAAGACCGAUUUGGGUGUCCUGAUGAAGUCGUGUAUCGAUCAGGGUCAGCUGGUUCCCGAUGACGUUAUCUCUCGCCUCGUCCUGUCCAGUCUGAGGGGUCUGGAGCAGAGCAGCUGGCUACUGGACGGUUUUCCUCGGACCGUGGCUCAAGCCGAGGCCCUGGACAGCGUGUACGAUGUGGACUCUGUUAUAAACCUGGACGUGCCUUUCCAGACCAUCCGAGAGCGUCUGACGUCUCGCUGGGUGCACCUUCCCAGCGGCAGGGUCUAUAACAUAGACUUCAACCCGCCCAAGAAACCAGGUCUUGAUGAUGUCACAGGAGAACCGCUGGUCCAGAGAGACGAUGACCGUCCCGAAACUGUGUCCAGGAGACUCAAGGGCUAUGAGAGACAGACACAACCCGUUCUAGAGUAUUACAGGAGUAAAGGAGUAUUGGAGACCUUCUCAGGAACUGAAACCAACAAGAUAUGGCCUCACGUCCAUGCCUUCCUGACCAGGAAAAUCCCAGGAAACCAGCAGGCUGUGGGAAAAGCGUGAUUGCACAGCCACCUUGAGGACUGAAGUACACUGCUCGACUCGAGCACAAUGCACCUCUGUGGCCUUAAGCAGUAUAUUUGCCGAAGCCUUUGGUGUGACCAUGUCUUUUUAGAGAAUAUUAGCACCAAACUAAAGGUUUAUGGUCAAACUUUAGUCUCAUGAGCUCUAGCGCUGCCAUCUUAAGCAGCCAGGCAUGCUAAGAUUAAUAGUUGAAUCCACAGCUAAUCAUUUUCAGCAUUACAUUUGCCAGAAUUGACCAACACAUACUCUUUUUUUUUUUUUUUUUCCCUUCUUUUAACUGAAGUGGCUGCAAAGUCGGGACACAGCAGCUCCAAAACAUUCUUGUUUAUUAUCCAUUUUAAUAUUAUUAAGAUUUGUGCAUACUAAAGAAUUAAAGUAUUAAUUUUAAAAAAUCCCAGAUUAAUGUAGUGCAAAAGUAUGAUUUAGACCUGAUUUUUGAAUGUUCUGAUAUUUUUUUUUUUGGGAAACCACUGUGGCCUUAAUUAGUAAAAACACUAAUUAGGAGUCUGAUGAUUGUAGAACAUAUGAAUGAACCAUGCUAGAGUUAUUUUUUGCAUAUAUAAAUGUGUAUUUUUUAAUUAAGAAAGUUUUGCAUAAUAGGGUACAAUGAUUAAUAAAGGGAAAGAUUUUAGAUUGUUUUUUUCAGGAAAGUCCUUUUGUUUUGAUAAACUGUGUGGUUAUGAAGGCCACAAAUGAAGUGCAAAGUGUUAAUUUGUUUAUGCAUUUAAUUUGUGGCACAGGUUGUGAAUAACUGUAUAAAUUGUACAGACAAAAAAAAAAAAAAACCCUGCUCUUGCAUAAAACGAGUAAUGCAAAGCAUGCAUUUCAGAAAGCAGGUCAUGAGCUUCCUUCAAGUUCUUUGAAACAACUGCAAUAAACACAGUGAAGCUCGA
Molecule: messenger RNA, 1766 nt
Organism: Carassius gibelio (silver crucian carp)
Lineage: Eukaryota; Metazoa; Chordata; Actinopteri; Cypriniformes; Cyprinidae
Gene: ak3
Product: adenylate kinase 3
Exons: 5
Coding region: 175-852 (225 amino acids)
Biological process (GO): nucleobase-containing compound metabolic process
Cellular component (GO): mitochondrion; cytoplasm
Molecular function (GO): ATP binding; AMP kinase activity
Source: RefSeq, a predicted model, not a curated record